Doryrhamphus excisus (bluestripe pipefish) is the source of this 4504-nucleotide messenger RNA. The record is from RefSeq and is a predicted model, not a curated record. NCBI's taxonomy places the organism in Eukaryota, Metazoa, Chordata, Actinopteri, Syngnathiformes, Syngnathidae.
UAUGUCUCUCACCCCAGGAAUGAUGUUUGUAGUAGCCACCCACUCUUCCACCACAUUCAAGAACUGGCCAAGGUUACACAAAGACUACUCGAUAUAUGUGCAAGCCAAGGUCCUGUAUGAGAAGGUAUAAAUCUAUGUGGAAGGAUGCAGACGCAUAGAUCUCUUGUGUUGUGACCUGACCUUAACACCAGGAGCCCCAUUAAAAAAGAUGACCCCAAUGGAUCGAUUGCGCCUCUUGAGACUCCCAUCACUAUUGACGAGUCCCUCUCUCCCUCUCUUUCCCUAUCUGUGUGCACGCUGUCUGGUUCAGCUGUGCUCACUUGCACUGUGCAGAGUGGACAGGACAGAGCUGUUCUAAGUGGAGUGCUCAACUCAUCCACAUGACUGUUGAGCAAGCAGGGGAACAGAGUGGAUAAAGAGAAAUCAACAGAGAAGACCGGAUUUAAAAAAAAGCAGAUUGCAAAGCGGAAUUGUUUUCCCUCAUUGAACUGAAGCGACGGUGUGGAUGGUGAUUGUAAAACAGGGCUGCAUGCUCUAUCCCAGGACUAUGGCAGAUAUACUUUGGCUUAUCUACAAUUCAUUAGUAAGCUGGUGCUGGUGCUAAGUUCACCUUGGGCUUGCUGCUGUGACGAGAUCUGAUGCAGUGACACUGACCCGUAACCCCCUGACUCAUCUUGCAGGUUCCCUCAGAGUUGGUCUGGCUUUUGACCCUUGAGAAAGGAACUUGUUUAGUCGGAGAUAAGUCCAGCUGAGCACCAGUCUGGACUGACCCACAAAAUAAGGACGUGCAUCUUGAGAAUCUUUUUCCUCCACUUCUGUGGAUCUGUAGGUCCGAAGAAGUGUGCAGAGAAAAGCCUGCUUUAUAGCGUCUUUGAAGUCAGGACCAUGGGCUCUUUCUGGGGCAGCGUGGCGGUCUUGUGUGGACUGGUUCUACUGAGGAACGAGGGUGAUGGAGCCCAGCAGACCGAAGCCAAUGUCCCACGGCUAAAACUGUCAUACAGAGACAUGCUGGAAUCAAACAACCUUGUGACGUUUGAAGGUCUGGUCAACAGUUCGUCUUACCACACCUUAUUGCUGGAUGAGGAGAAAGGAAGACUGGUUGUGGGAGCCAAGGACCAUAUUUUCUCAUUCAACCUCCUCAACAUCAGCAAAGACGUUGUACAGAUCCCUUGGUUGGCGUCUCCCACCAGAAGAGAUGAAUGCAAGUGGGCAGGAAAAGAUCUCUCGAGAGAGUGUGCAAAUUUUGUGAAAGUGUUGCAGCCAUUCAAUCAGACACACAUUUAUGUGUGUGGAACAGGCGCUUUCCAUCCUGUGUGUUCCUAUCUAGAAGUGGGCAAGAAAUUAGAGGACAGUGUUUUCAGAUUGCUUCACCACACAGAAAACGGCAGAGGAAAAAGUCCCUAUGAUCCGAAGCUGCUCACUGCAUCCAUGCUGAUUGAUGGGGAAUUGUAUGCUGGAACAUCAGCUGACUUCAUGGGGCGGGAUUUUGCUAUCUUUCGUACCCUUGGAAAACAUCACCCCAUCAGGACAGAGCAGCAUGACUCUCGUUGGCUAAAUGAUCCAAGAUUCGUAGGUGUUCAUCUGAUUCCAGAGAGCGACAACCCAGAGGAUGAUAAAAUCUACCUCUUCUUCAGAGAGAAUGCCAUGGAUGGGGAGCAUGCUGGGAAAGCCACACAUGCUCGAAUCGGACAGCUAUGCAAAAAUGACCUUGGGGGUCACAGGAGCCUGGUGAAUAAGUGGACCACCUUCUUAAAGGCGCGACUCAUUUGCUCGGUGCCAGGAAGCAAUGGCAUCGACACACAUUUUGAUGAACUACAGGACGUUUUUCUCAUCAGCACAAAGGAUCCAAAAAGCCCAAUCAUCUAUGGAGUAUUCACCACAUCCAGUAACAUCUUCAAGGGCUCAGCUGUGUGCAUGUACAGCAUGACAGACAUCCGCAGAGUCUUUCUGGGCCCUUACGCUCAUAGAGAUGGUCCUAACUAUCAGUGGGUGCCCUACCAAGGGCGUGUUCCUUACCCACGGCCUGGCACAUGUCCAAGCAACACGUUCGGAGGAUUCGACACAACCAAGGACCUUCCUGAUGAAGUCGUAGUCUUUGCCAGAAGCCAUCCAGCAAUGUUUAAUCCUGUUUACCCAAUUAACAACAAACCAAUCAUAGUUAAAACUGAUGUGGACUACCAGUUCACACAAAUAGUGGUGGAUAAAGUAGAAGCAGAAGAUGGCCAGUAUGACGUCAUGUUCAUAGGAACAGAUAUAGGAACGAUUCUUAAGGUGGUCACAAUCCCGAGAGGCUCGUGGCAUGACCUGGAGGAAGUGCUGCUGGAGGAAAUGACUGUUUUCAGGAAGCCAACAGCAAUUACUGCGAUGGAGCUUUCAACAAAACAGCAACAACUGUACUUGGGCUCAGACAUUGGUGUCUCUCAGAUGUCUUUGCAUCGCUGUGAGGUUUAUGGGAAGGCUUGUGCUGAAUGUUGCUUGGCAAGGGACCCCUACUGUGCAUGGGAUGGUAGCGAGUGCUCCAGAUACUUCCCCAUGGCCAAAAGGAGAACCAGGAGACAAGAUAUCAGGAAUGGAGAUCCUCUCACACAAUGUUCAGAUCUGCAUGACAAACUAAACGGGCAGAAAACUCUGGAGGACAAAACAGUCUAUGGAGUGGAAAACAGCAGCACCUUCCUUGAGUGCAGCCCCAAGUCUCAGCGAGCAUCGACUUAUUGGCAAUAUCAACACUCCCCUGAUGAACACAAACAAGAGAUCAAAUCAGGGGAACGUUUUAUCCGCACAGAGCAGGGUUUGUUGAUCCGCACACUUGACAAAGAGGAUUCUGGAAUUUAUCUGUGCCAGGCUGUGGAGCACGGUUUCAUGCAGACGCUUUUGAAGGUCACCUUAGCGGUGAUCGACACUGAGCGACUUGAGGAUCUGCUCCAGGGAGACGAUGAGGCCACCUCCAACACUUCAGUCCAGGACCUUACACCACCUCGAGAGACACCCAAUCACAAGCUCUGGUACAGAGACUUCCUGUCUUUGGUCAAUCACCCGACUCUGAAUAGCGUGGAUGAGUUCUGUGAGCAGGUUUGGAAGAGGGAGCGGAAGCACAAGAAGCAAAAAGCUCACCUGGUGCAGCAGGCGCAAAUGCAUCAGCAACACCCACAGAAGGUUGUGGGUAACAGCCACAGCCACAUGCACGCUCAAGGGCUAGCUGCCAAGUGGAAACACCUUCAAGAGAGGCAAAAGGGGCGUAAUCGCAGGACCCAUGAGCUGGAGCGAGCCCCCCGCAGUGUCUGAGCUAUAAACCUUGAAUGCGCAAAUCUGAAAGCACACCCCUUGCCUCUCAUUGUGCGAACUUAACUUCAGACUGAGCGAUAGACUCAUUCCAAAGUGACUGGAUUGUAAGUGUAUUUCUUCCUCUGCCAGCUGAUGUUUGGAGUGUUGUAUCACACCGGACCGUUGGAGCAUGUUAUUUCAGCUGGCCGGACAACUGCUUCAGGACAGUAUCAAAUAGCAUAGAAACUGAACACACAAACACACCUCAUAGACAUUGAAUGGCUUCAUACAAGAAUUUAUUUUCUACAACACAAAUGUGAUAGAGCUGGCUCUGGCAUGGCGGUGACAUGGGUUUAAAGUUCAGGUGAAAAGCACAAAUUGAAGUCCGAGUAAGAAGUAAGAAAUCAUCUAAGCGCACGGCAUGACACUGGGAGCAACACAACUAACCACUUCAACAAAGAAGUAGCUACAAAAUGUAAAUACUGUGAUACACUAAAAGGGAGUGUCUUUAUGUUGUUUCUUUCCCCUGAUAGAUUUAUUUAAGGCGAUACCAGUUAUAGUACACAGCUAUUGUACUAGUAUGUGUGUAUGUGCCAUCAAUAAGCUUCACAUGGACAUGUUUUUGAUCAUUUUGUUCCUCAUAGAUUAUUGCCACAGUGUUCCUUAGGAUGCAUCAUCUCAGUGUGGGAGAUGCAACAAAUUAUUCCACGCUUAAUAUAUUCCUCCACUACCUAUAUAUUUAUUGAUGAACUCUUAUUGUCAUUUUUGGAGUGAUAUUUCAGAAUGAGCUGUCAUUGAUUAGCCGUUGUAAUGGACCAAGUAUAUUAUCACAAAUAUUGAUGGAUUCUCUAAUAAAGAGAUACUUGUCAACAUUGGUCAAUAACAAAUGUCAAUUUGAAAUGCACUGAGCAAUAACACAAAACUGUAUCGCUUCCAAGUGGCACAGUCAUGUAACCUUAUUGGAUAUCAUACAAGUAAUGAUAUGAUGCAGAUACACAAGAUGGAAUGUAGCUGUGAACAAUAUGUAAAUAGAUACUCGUCUCCAUGUUUGAUGAUGGUGCGCUAGUGCAUGUGGAUACUGUUGUAGUGUUCCUAUCUCUCAACAGCGGUAAAUACUGGCUGUUAAUUUGUUUGUUUGUACAAGACUAUUCUAGGAUUGUGAAUAUUCUUUCUCCUCUAACUCUUGUGUAUAAAAAUAUGUAAUUAUUAUUUCUGAAGUUAUUAAAGGGGGAGUAUAAAAGAA